UGUCAAGUGUCAAGUCGUGUGUCAGGUUCCGAUGUGCUUGUUGCUCGCCUCUUUGUUUACGAACAAAUUAAAUAACAGAACAAAAAGUCUAUCGUGACUCAUGCUAAGAGUGCAGUGCUACACUGCUACAAAUUCACUAACGUUACUUGAUUUCCCUUUUUGUUCUAUUGUUUUGUAGUUAUCAAGUUCAAUGUUAGAUAGUAUAUAAGUAACUUAAACUGCGGAAUGGUGUUAUUGUUAUAAUUUGAAAAUUAGAAUGUCAUCGUCAAUAGAAGAAAGUCCGAUAAUCAAUUCGGAUAUAGAACAUGAUGUUACGAGCAGUCAUCGAAACUUAAUUGAAGCUGAACCAGUGGAAGAAACAACAGGAUGGAUCAAAAGUCGAACAGUUCUUGGCAUUAUGGGCUUCCUGGGCUUUGCCAGUGUGUACGCCAUGAGGGUCAACUUGUCUGUAGCUAUAGUUGCUAUGGUCAACUCUACAGCUCCCGUACCAACAAACACAUCAUUAGAUGUGUGCCCAGUAGGCCCAGUUAGUAACAAUUCAGUGCCACAGAGACCUGGUGACUUCAAUUGGACUGUGGAACAGCAAAGUGUAGUUUUAGGUUCAUUUUUCUAUGGAUAUGUAUUAACACAGAUCCCAGGUGGACGAAUAGCAGAAAUGUAUGGAGGAAAACUAGUGUAUGGCUUAGGAAUAUUUUUCACAGCAUUCUUCACACUACUUAGCCCAGUUGCAGCAUAUACGGAUAUAUCAUUCUUCAUUGCUGUUCGAGCACUAGCGGGGUUAGCCGAAGGCGUAACAUACCCAGCAAUGCAUGCUAUGUUAGCGAGAUGGAUCCCGCCGCUAGAGAGAUCGAAGUUUGCAGCUUUUGUGUAUGCAGGAUCUAACAUAGGUACAGUGAUUACGUUGCCUAUAUCAGGAUGGCUGUGCACCCUCGAAUGGGGCGGAGGCUGGCCUCUUUGCUUCUACAUUUUCGGCGGCAUCGGUGUUGUGUGGUUCAUAUUCUGGCUGCUCCUAGUCUUUGAUACGCCUCAAAGACAUCCAAGGAUAUGUCCAAAGGAGAUCGAAUACAUAACAAGGUGUAUUGGCCCUCAUGAGGACAAACCAAGCAUGGCAAUACCGUGGCUGAAGUUCUUGACGUGUGUCCCACUGUGGGCCAUCCUUAUUGCGCAGUGCGGUCAAGCGUGGGUGUUCUACACGCAGUUCACCGAACUACCCUCCUACAUGAAUAAUAUUUUGCAUUUCGAUAUUGUAUCCAAUGCAAGAUUGAGUGCUCUGCCUUACCUAACUGCAUGGAUUGGUGGCAUAUUGCUCUGUAUCUUCGCUGACUGGACGCUUGCUAAGGGAUGGAUAUCGCGCCUCAACAGCAUGAAGCUUUGGAACACAGUCUCGGCGUUUAUCCCUGCCUUUGGACUGCUGGGCAUCGCGUGGGCCGGCUGUGACCGUAUCUCCGUCAUCUUGCUGUUAUGUAUCGCAUCGACCUUUGGCGGUGCUGCAUAUGCAGGUAACCAGAUGAACCACAUCGACCUGUCGCCGCAGUUCGCCGGCACCAUGUACGGUAUCACGAACGCCGCGAGCAACAUCUGCGGGUUCAUGGCGCCGUACGUCGUGGGACUUAUCAUCAAACCCGAACAGCAAACGCUUGGCCAGUGGCGUGAGGUGUUCUACUUGGCAGCGGCCAUCGACCUCGGUGCUAAUCUAUUCUAUUUAUUCUUUGCGAGUACGGACGAGCAGGACUGGUCCCGUCCAGACAAUGAUGACAUGACGGCGCCAGCGCCAGUCGAAAGCAUACUCUUCCCAGAGUCGUAGGAGUCACAAAUAUACUGCAAUGCAUAAUGACCUUCUUACUGUCAAUUCACAAACUUAAGUGGUAACACUGAAGUAUUUUAUCAGUGGCAACAUUAUUUAAGUGUAAUAUUAUAAUGGAAAUUAAAGACAGAUAUAGCUUGUAAAGUGAGUUUUCAAAUUAUAUUUUUAUUAGUUUUUAAUUAAAUAUUUUUGGAAAUUACUUCUGUUUAGACAUUUGAGUCAAAUGAAAUGCAAUCUUAAAUUAUAAGCGAUGGCAAACAACCUUAAUGAUUUUAAGAGUUGAGCAAGAAUUAAUCUAUAAUUGAUAUACGGUCUUAUAUAAUUCUACAUCAAUGUUUCAAGAAGGUUGGUUUAAGGAUAGCUAGCAAGUGCUAGUCAUCUCCGUAAAGUAUAUAAGCGGCAGGACGGGGAAAGGAAGCAAAAAACAUUCCACCGUCGUGUGCAUUUGUGCAUGUAACAUGAAUGUUUGUGGAAACACCGCGACUCAAAGAUUCAAUUACUUAAAGCGGGAGUAGUUUUUUUUUUAAAAAAAAAAAGAACACGCCAACACCUUCCCUGGUUCCCUGUUCACGUGCUUUUAAAGGUGACUGCAAUUACCGCGAGCACCAUAACCUGUUAUUAAGAUUAUCUGUACGAAUUGAUCAAAGAAACUUAAUGUAUACUAUUAUUUCUAUAUUCAUGGUCUCAUAUUCCUUUCAUUAUUAUUAAUUCAUUUGAAACUCCUAUACAGCAGACACUAAAUUUGAAUUAUAAAACACUAAAAAUUAUAAUGUACUAUCAAACUGAACAACUGAUAUUGUCGUGAAAGAGGGAUAGCGCUAUACACUGAAUAGUGUGCUGUCUCGCUUCUUCAAUGAUCGUAGUUCAGAUAGAUUGAGAAUGGUUUAAGCGUCGACUAUGUGACAAUGAUAGCCCAGUAGCUUUUUAUUAAUGCCUAAUGUCUUAUUGCUUAGUUAAAUUAAAACGUUUUUAUUGAUACGAUUAUUUUUAUUCUUAUAUCGCUUUAUUUAUUUAGCAACAAUGCUUGCAGAUGUAAACUUAAUAAUUCAAUGAAGUGAAAAAACAAUACUAUGAAUAACCAAAUUAAUUUUGGAAAUUUUAUUAUCUACUUUAAUUAAAUAUAUUUAGUUAUGUUUUAAUUUGCGGCUGUGUGAACAUUGGCUCUCUUUUCACCGAUUACUAAUCACUCUAUUUUCAACACUUGCUUUGAAACGCUGCACUGAAACUAAAUUUAAAAAAACAACACAUUGCUAUCUUACGAUUUUAUACCUAAAAGGACUUUGAUUGUAUCAACGUUUUGGCAAAACCUACAAAUUAGACUCGACUGUAACAGGGGGAUACUUUUGAUAUUAUACUUUUCGCGGUUUCGUUCGGAAGCAACAAUUUUUUGUCAUUUCUUAAAAAAUCUUUGCAAUCAUAGCUAAAGCUUUGCUAUCGUUAGCCCACUCCACAAUCUUUUUCUUCAAAAAAUGUCUAGGGUACUCUUGUGCGUCGUUUUGGAAACAAAAUUAUAUGUAUGUAAAAUUAUAUAAUAUGGCUAGCCUGUGAUAUGGUGAAUGUUAUUCAUGUUAAAACCAAAGUAAUUGAAUUGAUAGGCUGUUAUUGAACGGAGACAUUCCUAGAGUUUUCCUUCAAUUGAUAUAUAAAAACCAAAAGCAUACUAUGUAUCUCAAAAACGUUUCCUAAUCUAUGCAUAAAAUGUGCAAAUGCCUAAUUGAACCUGUCUGGCAUUUUGCAAAGAGUCGCAAUGUAAAAGCAACCGUAAGACAUGCGGAUAAGAUUGAAUUUGCGAAGAACUGUUUUCGGAUACUAAUAAUAUUGAAAAGGUCCACUGGUUAUCCACACUGGAUAGCAUUUUACUAAUAGUCUUAACGGAAUAACAACUUUAAGACGUGUGCGCAAGGUUGAAUUUCCGAAAACUGUUUGUGUAACUCGUAUGUUGUAUUGAAGACAGUUUUUAAUGUUUUUUUUUU
Molecule: messenger RNA, 3777 nt
Organism: Trichoplusia ni (cabbage looper)
Lineage: Eukaryota; Metazoa; Arthropoda; Insecta; Lepidoptera; Noctuidae
Gene: MFS10
Product: sialin
Exons: 11
Coding region: 257-1804 (515 amino acids)
Biological process (GO): transmembrane transport; monoatomic anion transport
Molecular function (GO): transmembrane transporter activity
Source: RefSeq, a predicted model, not a curated record